Messenger RNA from Dermatophagoides pteronyssinus (European house dust mite), 2742 nucleotides. RefSeq lists its product as uncharacterized. Lineage: Eukaryota; Metazoa; Arthropoda; Arachnida; Sarcoptiformes; Pyroglyphidae. The record is from RefSeq and is a predicted model, not a curated record.
GAAAAACAAAACAAAACUAUUGAAUAAUCUGAAUAUGAACACAACAUUACAAUCAUCAUCAUCAUCAUCAUCGAUUAUGUCAUCGGUAACAUAUCGUAACUAUAAAGAUAAACGAAAAAAAUUUAUAAAUCCUAAUAAAAAAAUGAUUACCAAUUGUUUGAAUAUUGAUGUAAGUUAUCCUAAUCAUAAAAAUCGCCAUAAUGAUCAUAAUAAUAAUAAUAAAAAGAAUGAUGAUGGCCAUUAUAUGGCCAAAUUGUUGUCAUCACAGCAACAACAUGAAAAUCAUUCCAAAAUUAUAUUGACAAAUCAUCAGGAUCAAAAAGAAUCCUUAAUGUUUAGGAUUCAAAAUAAUAAUGUUAUUGAUAAAAACAAAAUGUUAAAACAUUUUAUUCGACAAAAAUUUAAUAAUAAUAGUGAUGAUUUGAAUGUCAAAGCUGGAUUUUUGUCAAAUUAUCAUCAUCAUCAUCAUCAUCAAUAUCACCAAAAACGGCCAUCAUUUAUUACAUCAUUAAUAUCACCAUCAUCAUCAUCAUCAUCAUCAAACCAACCAUCAUCCAUAUUGAUUCUAAUCAUAAUGACAAUCAUGAUAUCUUUGUUUAGUCAUAAUUUUGUUGUUGUUUUUGGACAGCAACGAAUCUCAAAUCAUCAUCAUCCUUAUCAUCAAAAUGUCAGAAUUUUACAAACAAAAACAAAUAAUUUACAACAAAAUCAACAGAAAAAUAUGAUUAAAGAUUUUCAUAUGAAAAAAAUUUCCAAUAUUAGAUCAAUACGGCCAUUAGCUACGUUUAUUGUUAAGCCAAAAAAUCUAUUGCCAUCAAUCGUACAAAAUAAUAGUGAUACAUUAGCUGUUUGGAAUGAUAAAUCACCAACAAUGAACAUAACAACAACCUAUCAACUUGUAAAAAAGAAUAAAAAGAAAACAAAAAUGUCACCAAAUCUUAAACAAUUCAGUGAUUUAAACGUUGAUCUAAUGUUUGAGGAUAGUUUCGAUGUGAAUACAACACAUUAUAAUGAAACAUAUGGUGAUGAUUAUGAUAUGGGUGAAAAUUUAGGAACUGUUAUUAUGCCAUUAGAUUCUAGCGAAUCAAAUGAUGGUCCAACAUCGAUCAUUUUACCGCCACCAAAUUCAUAUCAAACCAAUAAUAACAGAUUUUUUAAUCAACAAUCAAACAAUGAUAAUCAACCAGAACAUUCAACAAUUGCCAAAUCGAAUGAAGUAAAUCCUCGUUUGAAAAUGUUAAUGAUGACUAAACUUGUCGAACCAAAAACAAAUAAAAUUAUUUAUACUAAUUAUUAUAAUGGAUCUAAUCUAUAUCAUCCAAAUCAAUAUCAUCAAUCGUCUGAUCUCGUAUCGAUAAAUACACCAUUCAAUUCCAAUACACAAACUUUUGUUGAUGAACAGAACCCAUAUCACACAUCGAAAUCCGGCGAUCAUGUUUUACGACCUUUUAUGAGACGAACAAAUACUGCACGAUCUGCUAACAAUCAUAAUGAUUUUAAUCAUCUUCGAUAUCCACAAAAAUCCGAUACUCAACAUCGCAAUAAAAAUGACAAUGAAUUGCACUGGUCAGUACCGGUGAUCGAAUUGAAACGUUUAACACGAACAGAAACAUCAACAAAACCAACAAAUCAAUCAGUUACACAACAAUCUACAUCUGGACGAAUGAUGACAUUGACUACUGCAUCGCCAUUGAUUACCAAUCAUCCAAUUGAUACUAAUCAACGUGAUCAACUGGAUUCUCAUCAACGUUUAAUGAUGUUUCAUAAACGAUUACCAUUGCUCAGUAAUGAUGAAGGAUUUAUAUUGACUAAACCAAAUGUUACUGAUGCUAAUAUGGUAGAAAUUAUUGAAAAUAAUUCGAUGAUCAAUAAACGAGAUGAUUCAUUCAAUAAUGACAAUAAUAUAUCAAAUAAUCGAAAUGAAUUUAAACGUCGUUUCGGGGAAAUAAUUGAAUCAUCUCGUGGUCGAAAUUUUAAUUCAUUUAAAAUGAAUAAUAAUAACAAUAUGAAUAAUCGUGGUUUAUCUGCAGAAGAUGUAUCGAUCAAUGAUCUUGAAAUGGAUGAUGAAUUUAAACCUUCACGUUUGAAAAAUAAUAACAAUAACAAUAAUAAUAUGAACAAUAAUAAUAAUAAUAAUAAUAAUGGCGGUAGUGGACAGAAUAAUUUUCAUCCAAAAAAUAUAAACAACAACAACAACAAUAAUCAUAAUAAUAAUCAUAAUCAGCCAUCAAUACAACAACAGCAACCACCACAAUCACAAAAUCAAGUAAUUUUCAAUCCAGGAAUAACGAAUCAAGGAUUUCCACCAACAUUACAUCAAAUGAUGCCAUUAUUUUUUGACAAAUUUAUGGCACAAUUAUCUAAUGGACCACCAUUACAUUCGAAUCAUAUUGAUAAUGAUAUUGGUGAUUUAGAUGCACCAUUGGAACGUCGAUUAAAUGGUGGUAAACCAUUAGUACCUGUUGUACAGCCCCCAUCUUCAAAGCCAAUUUUUGUCAAUGAAAUUUUACCAACUGGUAAUGAAUUUGAUGCCAAUUUUCCGACUAUUGCUUCAUGGCCAAAAAUAUUUCGUUUUACCGAUGGCCGUAUUAAUCUACAUGAUUUUGAACGUGAAAAAAAACGUUCAAGAAUAAAAUUUAGCCAUAAAAUGGGUAAAAGUCAUGCAUUGUUUAAUAUUAAACGGGAUUCAUUUCUCAUAUUACAUGGUGGAACAUUUAAUCAAUAAUUUUUUCAAUAAUUUUA